AAAAGAAUAACAAAGAAAUUUAUUUUGACUGCCAGGAUUAUUGCUUAAGAAGGAAAAGGGGAAAAUAAUUGAGUGAAUAAUGAUUAUUUUAAGCAAGUGAUACAUCAAAAAAGUAUAAAAUUGCUAGUUAAAAUUAUAAUCAAACAGUGAAAGAAGUUAGAACGUAAAAAAGUGAAAAUUAAAGUGAUAAAAAAAUUUUAGACGAAUAUAUAACAAUGGAUAUGGAUAAAUUUUGCAAUUGCAGUAUAAAGGAAAAGGAACAAGUAUAUACGGCAGCUAGAGACGGAAACUUAUUAUAUCUAAAGCGUUUUAUUGGGACUCGCUCACAAAAUGAAAUUGACGCUUUAGUAUCUUCAAAAACAGGAGGCUGCACGCCGUUAUUGAUAGCUUGUCGAAAUGGUCAUUAUGACGUAGUCCAGUACUUAAUUAAAAGAUGCCAUACAGAUGUAGAACAAUGUGGUUCAGUCAUUUUUGAUGGUGAAACAAUAGAGAAUGCCCCUCCACUUUGGUGUGCAGCGGCUGCAGGCCAUACAAAUAUCGUUAAGUUAUUAAUAAGAUAUGGUGCAAAUGUAAAUUCCACGACCAAGACAAAUUCAACGCCUUUGCGAGCAGCAUGUUUCGAUGGGCAUUUUGAGAUAGUAAAAUAUUUAGUAGCACACGGAGCUGAUAUAGAAGUAGCAAACAGACAUGGACAUACUUGUCUCAUGAUUUCUUGUUACAAAGGCCAUUAUAAAAUUGCACAAUAUCUUUUAUCACUUAAGGCUAAUGUUAAUCGUAAAUCAGUAAAAGGUAACUCUGCUUUACACGACUGUGCUGAGUCGGGUUCUUUAGAGAUUCUUCAGUUACUACUUGAGCACGGUGCAACAAUGGACGUAGAUUCAUACGGAAUGACUCCAUUAUUAGCAGCAAGCGUGACAGGACAUGUGGCGAUUGUUGAACAUCUCAUUGAAUUACCAAUUGUGAAUCGAGAUGAGAAAAUUGCGGCUUUAGAAUUAUUAGGAGCGACAUAUGUCGAUAAAAAACGUGAUAUGGUAAAUGCAUUAAGUUUUUGGAAACGAGCAAUGGAGGAAAGAUAUCAAAAAGAACCGAUAAUUGCGAAACCAACAAGAGAACCAGUUGCAGCAUAUGACUAUUCAUUGGAAGUAAAUCAUUUAAAUGCUCUUGAUGAGUUAGUAUUGGAUCCUGAUGAGAUGAGAAUGCAGGCACUCUUGAUAAGAGAAAGAAUUUUGGGUCCAGUUCAUCCAGAUACAAGUUAUUAUAUUAGAUUUAGAGGUGCUGUGUAUGCUGAUUCUGGGCGAUUUGAUCGCUGUAUUGAGUUAUGGACUUAUGCUUUGAGAAUGCAACAAAGAAUCUUGGAACCACUAAAUCCAAUGACUCAAUCAUCUCUUCUCUCAUUUGCUGAACUCUUUUCUUUCAUGUUGGGAGAAGCAGGACGACCAAUUACUCGUGGCAGAGUGGUCCCGCCAAUAGAGACAUCAGACAUGCUUUUAGUGUUCAAUCGUGCUGUUAAGGAAGUAGAAUUGGGUCAAAAAAUGUUCAAUGACCCCGCAUUUACUCAUGAAAAAGAUCUUUCAAGUCUUAAUCGUGCUUUAGUAAUAUCACUUCAUCUUGCAUGUCUUCUUUCUCGUCUCAUAUUUGAAGAAGACUGUGCAGAUGACAUAAAGAAGCAAAUUUUGACAUCACUUUAUGAUUUAGUUAAAUUAAAUGUAGUUGUAAAACAAGGAAGAACAGCACUUCAUUUAGCUUGUAAUCGUGAAGCAGCACUAGUUGGCCGAUAUCCAGUUUGUCAAUUUCCACUUCCCCAACUUGUGAAAGCGUUACUUCUCGUUGGAGCCGAUCCAGAUACCAAAGAUGAUGACGGAAAUAGUCCUUUACAUUUAGCGGCAUUAGCACGACCUUGUCCAGCAUCUUUGGCACAAGCUUUAGUGGAGCAUGGAGCUCAUUUAGAUACAAGAAAUCGUCACGGAGAAACCUUCGAAUCGCUUUUGCAAGGACAACAAGUUUACGAGUUAGUGAAUCCAGUAAAACAUACAAAACUUACAUGUUUGGCUGCAGCCGUUGUCAGAAAAAACAAUAUUCCUUAUCAAAGCCACGUGCCAGCUAUUCUUCAUCAAUUUAUUGAACAACAUUAGAACUCGUUAGAUGAGAAGAAUAAACAACAAUUCAGGACAUUUAUCAAAGAAGGAAAUCCAUCCAAUAUGUUUCAAUGAAACUUCAUUUUCUUCCAUAUUUUUAAAAACAAAGAAAUUACAUUUCAUUAUGUUUUGAUAAUUUUUAUGUCUUCCUGCUGAUAUUUUAAUUUUAUUAUUACUUUAUUUUACUCAAUUUAUUGCUCACAUUUUAAAAGAAUGAUGCGCAAGUGAUUUUAUCAAAUUAAUUUAACUGUUAUUCUUAAUUUACGUUCAUUUUAAAGAUUAAAAAAGAGAAAGAACUAAUUCCUAUUUUUCUUCCAAUUUUUUAAAUAUUUAUGGGACAUUUAAAUAACAUACUGAAUUUGGGUGUUCAUUGAGAGAUUUUAAGACAAAAAAAAAACUGUGUAAAAGAAGAAGAUAGGAACGAGGACAUUUAGCUCUGCUUGAUAAUUUAUCUGGUCAUAAAGUAAUUCAAUAUCUUUUUCGUGACAAUUUAUGUACUUAUGUAAUGAACUAUUUAGCUGCGAUUUUAUGUAAAAUUAAAUAUAUGAUAAGUCGAAAAGUCUUUCUGCUUUCAAGAUGAUGCAAAAGGAUUGUGGAUAUUUUUUAAGAAUAAAACUUGGCAUAAAUCUUGAAGACGGAAUACAUAUGAAGUUAAACGUAUUUCUACGUCAUAUUGCAUUCAUUAAUUGU
Chironomus riparius is the source of this 2825-nucleotide messenger RNA. The record is from the annotation of a GenBank genome assembly. Lineage: Eukaryota; Metazoa; Arthropoda; Insecta; Diptera; Chironomidae.